CGGAGACACUGGGAAGACGGCAAGCUUGCUCAGCGGGGUCGCACACCGCUCCUCCUAUUGGACGGCAGUGACCAAUAGAAUGUGGGGCUCGCCCGCGCUGCUGCGUCACGUCUGGGACCGCGGAGUAUUCCAGACGCCUGCAACUAAACGUGGCCGGGUCUGCGAGCUAGGUGCCAGCGGGGGAAGUUUCCCUGCUUCUUAUCGCCUGCUUUAACGCAGUAAACAGCCCGCUGAAGGCUGCAGCAGGUGCUAGGUAACAUCCUCCCGGCCCUCGGGAAAGGCGGGGUGGGGAGGCGAGAGCAACUUAGCCUCCUCGACCUCCCUUCCUGGUGACGGACGAACAGUUCCUGUAGAAUUUCGCUUCACCGAGUGACCUUGAGCCCAGGGCGACGGUCAGCUUGUUAAUUCCUGGCUGCAGGAACUUUGUGAGAAUUUUAAUGCAUGGAAAAGCUGUCCAUGUUCCAACUGCUGUACAUCCAAAUGUCUCAGUGUAAUAGCAGGACCAAAAUAUUCUGUCAAUCAGCUGACAUAUACUUAAUGACUCCUAAAAUCUCGUGGACUUCUAAAUGUUCUGUUUGCCCAGAAAGCGCUAUGGCCUGUGCUGCUGUUAUGAUUCCUGGGUUGUUGCGAUGCUCUGUUGGAGCCAUCUGUACUGAGGCUGCUUCACUGAGAUUGACACUCAGCACUUUGCGCCACCUUACUCUAACCAGCAUAAUGAAAUCCAAAAGGAAAACUGAUCACACGGAGAGAACUGCAAGUGUCCUUCGACGGGAGAUUGUGUCAGCAGCUAAGGUGUGUGGAGCUGCCAGUGAGUCACCGUCAGUGAAGAGCCUCCGCUUGCUUGUUGCUGAUCAAGACUUUUCCUUUAAAGCUGGCCAGUGGGUUGAUUUCUUUAUUCCAGGAGUCUCUGUGGUUGGUGGGUUUUCAAUAUGCUCCAGUCCCAGACUGCUGGAACAAGAGAGAGUGAUAGAAUUGGCAGUGAAAUAUACGAACCACCCUCCUGCCCUCUGGGUUCACAAUACGUGUACACUUGACUCUGAAGUGGCUGUGAGAGUGGGUGGAGAGUUCUUCUUUGACCCUCAGCCUGCGGAUGCCUCUAGAAACCUCGUGUUGAUUGCAGGAGGAGUCGGAAUUAACCCUCUGCUUUCCAUCCUGCGGCACGCAGCAGAUCUCCUCAGAGAGCAGGCAAACAAAAGAAAUGGAUAUGAGAUAGGAACAAUAAAACUAUUCUACAGUGCAAAAAAUACCAGCGAACUCCUGUUUAAGAAAAAUAUCCUUGAUUUAGUAAAUGAGUUUCCUGAGAAGAUUGCAUGCAGUUUGCAUGUUACAAAACAGACUACACAAAUCAAUGCGGAACUCAAGCCGUACAUCACGGAAGGAAGAAUAACGGAGAAGGAGAUAAGAGAUCAUAUUUCAAAAGAGACUUUGUUCUAUAUUUGUGGCCCACCUCCAAUGACAGACUUUUUCUCCAAGCAACUGGAAAACAACCAUGUACCCAAAGAACACAUUUGCUUUGAGAAGUGGUGGUAGGAGGCAGACAAAGACAGAAAAAAUAAAGAGGCCUCCCAGGGACUUGUGGGCUUGAACACAUAUGAUUCAUGGGACCUGAAGGUGACUCUAGCUUCUGCCCAGUUUUGAGUUUUGUCAAGUUUUAAGCAGAGAUCAUUUGUCAACUAUUUUGAUCCCAGAUUUGAAUUUGGGGAGGAAGGGAGGAGCUAUUGACCUGAUGGGAAUAUCAUAAUCCAUUCAAGGAAAUGGUCAUCACUACCUCAGAGGUGAAGGGAAUAUGUGAAGCUCUGGAUCACUACAAGGAGCCCUGACUUAUCAGUUGGCCCCAAAGUGCCCAGGCUGAGGGCAUAGGAGCAUGAUGAGAUGCAAGGAUGUGGGAUUAUCAAGGGGCAUUUCUACCCAGGCCUCUCUGCAUUAGGAGUGGAGGUGCAAAGUGAGCAUCUCCAGUGCAGCAUGGGAUGGGAAGAUAGGGAGGUGUCGCCCACUGUCUCUGUUUAGCCAGCACCACGGCUGGCUGUGUGCCUGCUACUGUCAGAGAGCAAGGGUCACCUGUCCUGGAGAUCCCAGCUUUGCCUGCCACCCUGUUGCUGACUCAGUAUUGGCAGAAUUGCUGAGAUGGGCCAGGUCAUCGCCUUUGCCUGGAGUGUUCAUCCUUUCAGUGCCAUUAUUCUGGUGCUGAGUGCUGAAGAGCAUUUUCUGGUCUAGUCGAGAAUGUCCUCUUGUUUUUGCCUGCCAGGCCUGUCUGAUCUUUUUGGUACUUAAAUUGAGCUAACUCCAGCCAGAGUGGCUUGGAAUUCAUAGUGCGGUGGCUCAGAGUAUAGGCUGGAAAGCCCUUGAGCCAGAUUGCCUGGGUUCAAAUCUCACCUAUACUACUUACUAGGUAGAUGACCUUGAGCAAGUCACUUAACUGCUGUAUGCCUCAUUUAAAAUUACACACUUAAAACUACAUGUAAAAGGGAGAUGAUACUGCUGCCUACCUACCUACCUGAUAGGGCUGUUACAGGGAAUUGAAGGUGAUCAUACGUGUAAAGUGCUUGGCAGAACACUGCAUGAGUGUGUUGUCAUUAUUAAUUUGCUAUUCCUUGUCCUAUUCAGAAAGGAUUUCAAGAGGCUGGAUGCCUUAGAUGUGGUCUAACUUGAAACCUUCAUGUGGGUGUGCGUCUGUCUUGUUUAUUGCUGUGCCAGGCACAAAAUAGGUAUUUCAUAAAUAUGUGUUAUAUGCUCAGAGUUGAUGAGCUGGAUUAAAGUGACUUCUUAAGGAUCCUCUGGCUCUAUGAGUUUGAAAAAAUGUUUCUUCUUUUGACAUGAGACCCUUUCACAGCCUACUCAAGAGACUAGGUUAGUUUGAUAUUUGUAUCUUUCUCAGAUUUUAUUUAUAUUUUUUCAAACAUACAACAAAGUAGAGAUAGUAAAAUGACUUCUCGUGCAUCCAUCACCCAGCUUCCAUGACUAGCAGCAUUCUGUUUUUGUCAGCCCUCAGUUUCUUUGUGGGGGUGUUCUUGCUGGUGUGUUUUCAAGCAAAGCCUAGCAAUUGUAUUGUGUCACUUCUAAAUUCUUCAGUAUAUAUUUCUAACAGAUAAUCACCUCAGCACAACCACAAUGUCAUCAUCAUACCUAACACAAGUGACAAUGAUUCCUUAAUAUCCUCUAAGACCCUUCUGUGUUGUUUCCUCAUGGCCUCAAAAGUCCGAAUAGUGCAUUAGGUUAAUGUCUUUUAAGUUUAUUUUAAUUAAAUGGCACACGCCUUACACCCCCUACACAUAUACAUGGACACUUUUUUUCCCCCGUGAUUCAUUUGUUAAAGAAACUAACUUAUUUGUUCUGCAGGCUUUCCCACAUUUUGAACCUGGCCUAUUGUAUCCUCAGGGUGUUGCUUGAUCCUCUCUCCUCUGUAUUUCAUGUAAACUGGUAAUUAGAUUUAGAACUUGUUUAUAUUCAGAUUCAAGAUUUUUUUUUGCAAGCCUAUAUUAUAAAGCGGUGUGCUUCCUGCGGCAUCACAUGAGGCAUAUAAUGUCUGUCCCACUUUUAAUGCUGUUAAGAUGGAUCAGUGGUUUCAGCAUUUGUCAGCCUGAUUCAUCCAAUAUAAUGGUCUUCAUCAAACUUUCACCUAAUUGUUUUAGCAGGCAUUGAUCAUUGCCAAUAGCUAUUUUUUCAUUAAGGAUUAAUUAUCCAUUUCUGUUAUUCUUCCUGCAUAUAUUGUCUGUGAUUGUUCCAUAUAGAACUUUUCCUCAUCAGCUUUGAUUCUCCUGAAAUGAGUCUGUAAAGAAAAGGCAGGAUUGAUGCUUGAUUUCUUUCCUUUUAUUUAUCAGUUAGCAUACUAUGAGUUGGUGCCUUAGCAGCCUGUAGACGACUGGUGAGAUUAUUUAAAGUAUCAUUAUGAACUCAUGGCUUUUUAUACAUUUGAUUGUUUUCAUCCAUUACAGUCAAUUUUUUGAUGUUCAGCUUGUUUUAGGUUGCCCCUGCUGUGUCAGUGGUUCACGCUCAAUCAUGAUGGUUGAUGAGGUUCGGGGCUCUUAACAUGUGCAAAAAGUUCUCUAAUAAACAGGUAGGAGGAAAAGGAGAUGAGUGUGGUGUUAAGAAGCCUCAUGAAGAAAGUGUUUCAUAGAGGAUGGAUUGGCUAGCUGUGUCAUGCUGCUAAUAGGACAGGAAAGAUGAGGUCUGAUGAGUGAUGAUUGAGUGGCCAUUGAUUUGGCAACUGGUCCGGUCAUUGGUGAUCUUGAUAAGACGGAUGGUGGGAGUGAAAACAGUGAAAUAGGUUUAGGAGCAAUUGAGAGGAAAUCAAUUAUAAUGAAUAUAGAUAAUAGUUUUAAAGAAAUUUACUAUAAAGAGAAGAAAAAAGAUGGAAUGGUAGCUGGAAAGGGAAGUGGGGUCAAGAGAACAUUUAUUGUUCUCAUUGGGUUGUUUUAUUUUUUAAACUUUUUGUUUUGAAGUAAUUUUAGAUUUACAGAAGAGUUGCAAAGACAGGGUUCCUCUCUAUCCUUCAUCCAGCUUCCCCAAAUGUUUAACGUAGUUGUGGUAUAUUUAUCAAAACUAGGGAAUGAACAGUACAGCUAAGUUGGUACAGUAUUAUUAACUAAAGCACAGUUUUUGUGUCGUUUUGUUUUUUUAAGAGGAGUGAAAUAACAGCCUGAUUGUAUGAAAAACCGUGAAAGAGUAAUUCAGUGGGACUCAGUGAAGUGACACCUUCUUCUAGAGGAUGGUGUAUUAACUGUCAUUUAUUGAGCAUCUGCUAUGUGCAGUCACUGAGCUAGACAUUGAAGAUAGGAAAGUAUAAGACAAAGGUUAUCUUAGGAGCAAGUUAAAUACUUUGGGAAACUUUUUUUUUUUUUUUUUAGUAAGUCUAAGUGAUAGAAGGUAUCUUCUGGAAAUAACUGAGUUACACAUUGAGAACAUUUCGACAAAAUUGAAAGUGGAAAUGCUCUGGGGGAAAAUAUUUUUUUGCACCUAUCACUGUUUGAAAGAGAAGCUAUAGCAAAUGGUUGACUGGGUGAGUCACUGGAAUGAUGGAUCUUAGGGACCCAGGGGUAGCAGAGUGGGAAAGGCUGCACCCAUGCUCUGGAGGGUAGGAGGAUUGUUAUAUGGGACUCACAGCACAAACACGUGUGCAUGCAGUGAUUGUCAAAUGAUCCAAGGGCAUGUCUCGUCGCUCCUAUUUUUUUUUUCCUGUCUGAAUGGAAAACAGCAAUUUCCUCCAUUCCUGGUUAUUGCAGAUGAUCUGAUAAUUUAACGUGAGAGCCGUUAUUUCAUUUUAUUUUAUUUUAAAACUCAAAAGAAGUAUACUGUUCUCAUCUUAAACAGUGAGAUGUCUGGUCUUUAAUAUUACUCUUCCUUAACAUACAAUAAGCUAGCAGUGUGAUGAUGACAUGUAGAUACCUCCUAAUGUGCCAUAAAAUCAAGGCAUGCAUUUUAAAAUGUUUCGUGCCCAGGAAUCCAAACUUUUAUAGUUGUUGAGCAGCCAUCUUCAUCUGGUCUGUUCUGAAUUCUUAAAACCUGCAGGAGCUCAUCAGCCUGACCUGGCCCCUUCCAGCUCAUCCCCAUGUCCUAUUUUGCUAUAUUUGAGCAUAACAAGAUUUUGUCUCUUCCUUUUUAAAAAUUAAUUACCUAAUAAAUAUGACCAAAAAUUGUUAAAUAAUUUUUUAUUAAUUACCUAAUAAAUGUGACCACAAA
Messenger RNA from Pongo pygmaeus (Bornean orangutan), 5676 nucleotides. RefSeq names its product oxidoreductase NAD binding domain containing 1 (gene OXNAD1). The record is from RefSeq and is a predicted model, not a curated record. NCBI's taxonomy places the organism in Eukaryota, Metazoa, Chordata, Mammalia, Primates, Hominidae. Gene Ontology annotation, cellular component: mitochondrion. Gene Ontology annotation, molecular function: oxidoreductase activity. The transcript has 10 exons. Bases 442 to 1530 code for a protein of 362 amino acids.